Messenger RNA from Nycticebus coucang (slow loris), 4148 nucleotides. RefSeq names its product myotubularin related protein 6 (gene MTMR6). NCBI's taxonomy places the organism in Eukaryota, Metazoa, Chordata, Mammalia, Primates, Lorisidae. Gene Ontology annotation, biological process: dephosphorylation. The record is from RefSeq and is a predicted model, not a curated record. Bases 184 to 2163 code for a protein of 659 amino acids. Gene Ontology annotation, molecular function: phosphatidylinositol-3,5-bisphosphate phosphatase activity. Gene Ontology annotation, cellular component: nuclear envelope. The transcript is spliced from 15 exons.
CGGGUUUUAAGGAAGUGUUUCUAGGAGACGGCGAUAGCCGGCUGCACUUUACCGGGGGCGGGCUGACGGACCCAGGAGCUGGCCCAGGGAGCGAGUUCCCGCUGGCUCUGGGUCGCUGUCACCGCCAGGUUUCUCUAACCUCAUGGUACGUCCGUGAGGCCGGCUGCCGGUAGACGUCUCACGAUGGAGCACAUCCGGACCACUAAGGUUGAACAAGUAAAAUUACUGGACCGAUUCAGUACCGGCAAUAAGUCAUUAACAGGAACACUGUAUCUUACAGCCACACAUCUAUUAUUUAUAGACGCUCAUCAAAAAGAAACCUGGAUAUUACACCACCAUAUUGCCUCAGUAGAGAAACUUGCUUUGACUACUUCAGGAUGCCCGCUUGUGAUUCAGUGCAAGAACUUCAGAAUUGUCCAUUUUAUUGUUCCCAGAGAAAGAGAUUGCCAUGAUAUUUACAACUCUUUGCUGCAACUGUCAAAACAAGCAAAAUAUGAAGAUCUCUAUGCGUUUUCUUAUAAUCCCAAACAAGAUGAUUCAGAACAACUACAAGGCUGGCAGCUCAUUGAUCUUGCUGAGGAAUAUGAGAGGAUGGGAUUGCCAAAUACACACUGGCAGUUGUCUGAUGCCAACCGAGAAUACAAGAUUUGUGAAACUUAUCCCAGAGAACUUUUUGUUCCCCGGAUAGCAAGUAAACCAAUAAUUGUUGGUAGUUCCAAGUUCCGGAGCAAGGGGAGAUUCCCAGUUCUUUCCUACUAUCAUCAAAAUAAGGAGGCUGCCAUUUGUCGAUGUAGUCAACCAUUGUCAGGAUUCAGUGCCAGGUGCCUGGAGGACGAACACUUGCUUCAAGCCAUCAGUAAAGCCAAUCCAGUCAAUCGUUAUAUGUAUGUCAUGGACACCAGGCCCAAACAUCGCAUGCAGAGCUGGUGGGCUACACAAAAGGACAUUGGCAGAAUUGUAGUGAGGAUAUCUUCAAAAAUCUGGAAUGAUGAGAAAAUAAGAGAAAGCGAUGAGAAAAAGCGACUAAAUGCAAUGGCCAACAGAGCAGCUGGAAAAGGUUAUGAAAAUGAGGACAACUAUUCUAAUAUUAGAUUUCAGUUUGUUGGAAUUGAAAAUAUUCAUGUCAUGAGAUCCAGCCUUCAGAAGUUAUUGGAAGUCAGUGGUACCAAAGGCCUUUCUGUCAAUGAUUUCUACUCUGGUCUAGAGAGUUCGGGAUGGCUUCGCCAUAUCAAAGCUGUGAUGGACGCUGCAAUCUUUUUGGCCAAAGCAAUAAUGGUUGAAAAUGCAAGCGUGCUGGUACAUUGUUCUGAUGGCUGGGAUAGGACUUCCCAAGUUUGUUCUCUAGGUUCUCUUCUGUUGGAUUCUUACUAUAGGACAAUCAAAGGAUUCAUGGUUUUAAUAGAAAAAGAUUGGAUCUCUUUUGGACAUAAAUUUUCAGAGAGGUGUGGCCAUUUGGAUGGUGACCCAAAGGAAGUCUCACCAGUAUUUGCUCAGUUCUUGGAAUGCGUGUGGCAUUUGACUGAACAGUUCCCACAGGCCUUUGAAUUCAAUGAAGCAUUCCUACUUCAGAUCCAUGAACAUAUUCAUUCAUGCCAAUUUGGAAACUUUAUUGGAAAUUGUCAGAAAGAAAGAGAAGAACUCAAAUUGAAAGAGAAGACUUACUCUCUGUGGCCAUUUCUUUUGGAAGAUCAAAAGAAGUACUUAAAUCCUCUCUACAGUUCCAAAUCUCAGAGAUUUACAGUUUUGGAGCCAAAUACAAUAUCUUUCAAUUUUAAGUUUUGGAGAAAUAUGUACCAUCAGUUUGAUCGAACAUUGCAUCCUAGGCAGUCUGUAUUUAAUAUAAUUAUGAAUAUGAAUGAGCAAAAUCAACAAUUGCAAAGAGAUAUUCAAGACCUAGAAUCUAAAAUUAAGCAAUGGAAAAAUAAACAAACAGAUGGCCUCCUCACCAAGGAAUUGUUAAAAUCAGUUCAUCCUGAAUCACCUACCCUCAAAACUUCCCUGUGUUUUAAGGAGCAGACUCUGCUACCUGCGAAUGAUACUCUUCGAACUAUAGAGGGCAGCAGCCCAGCAGAUAAUCGGUACAGUGAAUAUGCAGAAGAGUUCUCCAAAUCAGAGCCUGCUGUGGUCAGCUUAGAGUACGGAGUGGCAAGAAUGACUUGUUAGAUUUACGGAGUGUUUUCUGGACUAACUGUAGUAUAAAAAAUGGAUUAUUGUGAAGAUGGUCUGUGCAUAUGACCAAAAGGAAUCUGUUUAAUGAGGAUCUUAGGGUUUAACACACAUAGUAGACUAAUAGUUGAAGAAAGGACAAAAUAACGGCUCUUGUGAGACAAAUAAGUCAGCUUAUAUUGCACUUCCAGCAAGGAAUGACAUUCAGUUCUAUAAGAAAUGAGUAGUAUUUGGUGGAUUUAUUCAAAACACAAUUUGCACUGUACACUAGUGAAUUGACAUUUCUGUAUGAUUUAUAUGUUAAUUGCAGCCAAACACAAAUAGCCUUUCUUAAGUAUACUUUAACUUAGAGAAAAUAAAACUUUACAGAAUGGUUCCUUACUAAUUGACAUGGCAUGUACUUUCAGUUACGUAACUGUGUAACUGAAUAUUUACAUAUUUUGCCUUUUAGUGAUGUUUAAUGUUGAAGUGCCAUGAAAAAUAUUUCUAAGAAAGCCUUAAAUUCUCAGUUUUUUCUUUACCCUUAAGUUUUAUGGCCUACAGUAAGGUUUUUUGUUUUUUCUUUUAGUCAGCCUUGUUUUGUUUGUGAAGAGUUGCACUCUCAUCACCGCAGGGGUUGCAUGCUAUGCUAAACUCAAAGAUAAACAGUGGCAGAACUAUACUUUUUAUAAUUCAUGUUUAGCCAGCCCCGUUUCCAUGUUCAAAAUUAAUGAAACUGAAGGUUUUAUUCUUGUUAUAAUUUGUUUAGUGCUACAUUUGAUGAGUUCUUUUCAGUGCAGAUUAUUGAUUUUUUAAAGAUCUGUAUAAGCACAUUUGACUGCCUUUUAUAUAUGGAUAACUGCAUUCCAUUGAUUUUUAUUUUGUGGUUGGCUUUAUUCCUAUGAUAACUAUGUAAGUUUAAAGAGCUAGAGCUCUAAAACUGUUCUAGAAACAAUGAAUUCUACAUGUAUAUGUAUAUUUUAAACUGCCUAUCUCUUAACGAAUUGGUAUACCUAGAAUAUCUAACUUUUAGUUUACCUAAAAACUUUUGUGUAAAAUAAAAAGGGAAGUUCUCAUGGUUUAGAUUUUCCUUGGUAACAUGAAUGUUAAAGCAGUCAUUUCCGUGUGGAACAGUUUUUUCUUCUCUGUUAAGAAUAGAAGAAAAAAGGAGAAUUAAGGAGACUCUAGUACAAAGUUAAUGUUGAACAAAAGCAACUUAAACUCUGGGAAGGAUUUCAUUUUGCCAUGUUGUAGUUACUGUUUAUUCUGUGUACUAGUACGUAUCUUUCAAUUAAUAAAUAUAUUGCAAUUGAUAGUAUCAGUCUGGCUUUAAAAUUGAAAGUUUAAGUAACAUGGUGGCAUGAGGUAUGAUUCAGGGUACUAGGAAAUCUAUAUAGGAUCCCUCAUGCUUCUCUAUAUUAUACUUAUAUAUAUUAUUUUAAUUGUGAACAUAAAUAUCUUUUUCAAAUAGAAAAAAAAUCUUUAUUGUAUGAGAACUUAUCUAAUCCUGUUUAUUUUUCCAAUGUUCUGUAAUACAUUAUGUAAUAAGAAAAAUACUUGUUUUUAAAUGGUAGCAGAAAUGCACUAUAAAAUACAGUAUGUAAUUAACCUGUCCUAUCUCCAUAUAUAAGCACCAGGAGUGAACCUUAACCUCUGUGACCACAGAGGGAAGCUUUUGUGCCUUGGUGUUCUAAUUGUUGCUUGUGGUUUUAGAAUCUUCUGUGGCAGACUUCUUGUAUUCAACUCUUUUGUUUAUUAAUCUUCAACUCUAGGCAUAGGUAUAUGUGUUUAUUUCCUCUUACAUGGACUGAGAAGUCAGUUAACAUCCUAAGUGACCUGCAGGGUAUAUGUUGGCAAAAAAGCAGAUUGUGUAUAUCUCAUAUAAAAUUGGAUUUAUGUUCAUUGUGUUUGAGAAUGUAUAGCAUGUAAAUUAUUUCAUACAUUAUUUAAAGGUGAUUAAAUGUUCGUCUUUUUCUUUUGGAAAAAAAAACAAGUGUCAUCAA